Messenger RNA from Oppiella nova, 1386 nucleotides. The record is from the annotation of a GenBank genome assembly. NCBI's taxonomy places the organism in Eukaryota, Metazoa, Arthropoda, Arachnida, Sarcoptiformes, Oppiidae.
AUGCGUUCAGUGGAUGAUAUAAUACCAAUGCUAAUCGAUAUGAAGUAUGACUUUAUGAGUGAAUGGGAUGACAUUCAUUUGGUUCACGACAAAAGAUUAGACACAAAAGCUUUAGACGAUUUGAUAAAAGGUCUGAAAGGAGUGACCGGUCCUGGAGUGGUAGCGACGACUGUAACCACUUAUAGGCUUGAAAUCAAUGACUAUGAGUUUGAGGGAGAAUCACAAGAAUUGUCGCAUAAAAGUGGUUUCAAUACGAGUCAAGUGUUGGAUAUGAUUACAAAUGACAAGUCAAUGAAAUACUUUGUAGUGAUCGGCGGCAGUAAAACAAUUGAGGAGUUUAUAACUGGCGCACAUCAAAGGGCACUCAUACUUGAGCCAAGGAAGUGGAUUGUAAUCAUCGCAGAGCCCAUUCCCGACACUUCCCACUUCUGGAGCCGAAUGAAUCCCAUCUUCAGUGUGACUGAUGUGGCGAUUGUUAAGAGAGAGAUAUCGGUCUAUAGUGCGUGCAGUGAAUUGAAAGAGGGCUGUCAGAUGAGACUGGCCUUUGAAACCCUACGCAAUGCCAUCAGGAAAGUGAUUGAAUUCCCAUUUUAUGACUUCAAUGACACCAAACAAGUGAAGGCACAGACGAAGAACAGAGUGAUCGCUGAAAUGAAACUGGAAUUGGGAAAUGAGAGAUCAAUGUCUCAAUAUUGUGGAAAUUGCGACCGAUUUGUCAUUCAAUCCAUUUAUAAGCAUAGAAUUGGUUCAGAAAAUGAGGAUAAAAACGCUUUCAACGAAGUUGAAGAUAAUCCAGAAUUUAAGGUUUUAGUGGAAAACACUGCUAUUUGGUCACCAUUUAAAGGACUGUUAGAUCAGGGAAAGGUAUUGGGAUAUGAAGAGGGUAAUCUCAAGAACAGAGACCUUGUAGUGGGAAUUGUCAAUCAACCCCCAUUAGUGAACAUAAGGCAACCGUAUGUAAAUGAAUCUGAUAUCAACGGGACCACAUAUCAUAUGGUUAAGAUUUUGGCAACAAAAAUGAAUUUCACGAUUCUAUGGAAUGUGGACUCAACCACUACUUUGGGACGACUAGUGAACAAGGAGAAGAAGGAAUGGACCGGGAUGAUUGGCAAACUACUCAACAAAGAAGUGGAAAUCGCAGCCAAUGGCUAUUGGAGAACAGUUGAUCGCAUGGAUAACGUGGACUUCACGUUCCCAUUUGACAAGGAGGAGAUGUCCAUGAUGAUUCAGAAAACCAGUGAAGAUCAUAAAUACCUGUUCCUCACACCUUUUACAUGGGAUGCCUGGGUCAGUAUAUUGAUAACAGUCAUAGUUAUGGGUCCAUUACUUUGGAUCGUUCACAGAUCGAGUAAAUAUUACGAUUAUUACAAUAUGAGGGACAAUAAA